CUGGGUUGUUCUGAACAGAAUGAGUCUAUGGUUGAUGUAGUUACCAGGUGACUUGUCGUCAUACCCUGGGUUGUUCUGAACAGAAUGAGACUAUGUUAGAUGUACGGUUGCCAGAUGACUUGUCGUCAUACCCUGGGUUGUUCUGAACAGAAUGAGACUAUGGUUGAUGUAGUUACCAGAUGACUUGUCGUCAUACCCUGGGUUGUUCUGAACAGAAUGAGACUAUGUUAGAUGUACAGUUACCAGAUGACUUGUCGUCAUACCCUGGGUUGUUCUGAACAGAAUGAGACUAUGUUAGAUGUACGGUUACCAGAUGACUUGUCGUCAUACCCUGGGUUGUUCUGAACAGAAUGAGACUAUGGUUGAUGUAGUUACCAGAUGACUUGUCGUCAUACCCUGGGUUGUUCUGAACAGAAUGAGACUAUGUUAGAUGUACGGUUGCCAGAUGACUUGUCGUCAUACCCUGGGUUGUUCUGAACAGAAUUGAGACUGUUUGCCAUUGCACACGCACCUGAAUACGGUCAUCACUCCUUUCUCUGCACGCCAACAUGAUGGUCUGUUUCUCUGAAUUGCCUUGUGAAAGCCUAACACUGUAAUAUCAUAUUUUUAUAUCUUAGCUGGUCGUGUUGGCAACAGAACAGGCUUUUAAAUGAUACCCACCUGACCUAGAUUGCUAUUUAUAAUGACAGUGUUUGGUUUGCCUAAACAACAGCGGUAAAUGUGUGAUGACGAGGAGGAAGGGCUGUGUUCCAAAGAAAACAACUACUAAGUGUGCUUCCUCUAGUUCCUCAACGGUCCAGCUAGGAGAGCUCAAAAAAGCACCUUAUAGCUGAAGACUUCUUUAAGUCAGAAAGGUGCAUUGAAAUGACUUAGGAACUAUGCACAGUCUGGAGAGGUGUGUGGCCACUUGGAGACACCAGUCAGACCUCUCACCCAAACCCCACAGUCUGGAGAGGUGUGUGGCCACUUGGAGACACCAGUCAGACCUCUCACCCAAACCCCACAGUCUGGAGAGGUGUGUGGCCACUUGGAGACACCAGUCAGACCUCUCACCCAAACCCCACAGUCUGGAGAGGUGUGUGGCCACUUGGAGACACCAGUCAGACCUCUCACCCAAACCCCACAGUCUGGAGAGGUGUGUGGCCACUUGGAGACACCAGUCAGACCUCUCACCCAAACCCCACAGUCUGGAGAGGUGUGUGGCCACUUGGAGACACCAGUCAGACCUCUCACUCAAACCCCACAGUCUGGAGAGGUGUGUGGCCACUUGGAGACGCCAGUCAGACCUCUCACCCAAACCCCACAGUCUGGAGAGGUGUGUGGCCACUUGGAGACACCAGUCAGACCUCUCACUCAAACCCCACAGUCUGGAGAGGUGUGUGGCCACGUGGAGACACCAGUCAGACCUCUCACUCAAACCCCACAGUCUGGAGAGGUGUGUGGCCACUUGGAGACACCAGUCAGACCUCUCACUCAAACCCCACAGUCUGGAGAGGUGUGUGGCCACUUGGAGACGCCAGUCAGACCUCUCACUCAAACCCCACAGUCUGGAGAGGUGUGUGGCCACUUGGAGACACCAGUCAGACCUCUCACUCAAACCCCACAGUCUGGAGAGGUGUGUGGCCACUUGGAGACACCAGUCAGACCUCUCACUCAAACCCCACAGUCUGGAGAGGUGUGUGGCCACUUGGAGACACCAGUCAGACCUCUCACCCAAACCCCACAGUCUGGAGAGGUGUGUGGCCAUGUGGAGACACCAGUCAGACCUCUCACCCAAACCCCACAGUCUGGAGAGGUGUGUGGCCACUUGGAGACACCAGUCAGACCUCUCACUCAAACCCCACAGUCUGGAGAGGUGUGUGGCCACUUGGAGACACCAGUCAGACCUCUCACUCAAACCCCACAGUCUGGAGAGGUGUGUGGCCACUUGGAGACACCAGUCAGACCUCUCACUCAAACCCCACAGUCUGGAGAGGUGUGUGGCCACUUGGAGACGCCAGUCAGACCUCUCACCCAAACCCCACAGUCUGGAGAGGUGUGUGGCCACUUGGAGACACCAGUCAGACCUCUCACUCAAACCCCACAGUCUGGAGAGGUGUGUGGCCACUUGGAGACGCCAGUCAGACCUCUCACCCAAACCCCACAGUCUGGAGAGGUGUGUGGCCACUUGGAGACACCAGUCAGACCUCUCACUCAAACCCCACAGUCUGGAGAGGUGUGUGGCCACGUGGAGACACCAGUCAGACCUCUCACUCAAACCCCACAGUCUGGAGAGGUGUGUGGCCACUUGGAGACGCCAGUCAGACCUCUCACUCAAACCCCACAGUCUGGAGAGGUGUGUGGCCACUUGGAGACGCCAGUCAGACCUCUCACUCAAACCCCACAGUCUGGAGAGGUGUGUGGCCACUUGGAGACACCAGUCAGACCUCUCACCCAAACCCCACAGUCUGGAGAGGUGUGUGGCCACUUGGAGACACCAGUCAGACCUCUCACUCAAACCCCACAGUCUGGAGAGGUGUGUGGCCACUUGGAGACGCCAGUCAGACCUCUCACUCAAACCCCACAGUCUGGAGAGGUGUGUGGCCACUUGGAGACGCCAGUCAGACCUCUCACCCAAACCCCACAGUCUGGAGAGGUGUGUGGCCACUUGGAGACGCCAGUCAGACCUCUCACUCAAACCCCACAGUCUGGAGAGGUGUGUGGCCACUUGGAGACACCAGUCAGACCUCUCACUCAAACCCCACAGUCUGGAGAGGUGUGUGGCCACUUGGAGACACCAGUCAGACCUCUCACUCAAACCCCACAGUCUGGAGAGGUGUGUGGCCACUUGGAGACGCCAGUCAGACCUCUCACUCAAACCCCACAGUCUGGAGAGGUGUGUGGCCACUUGGAGACACCAGUCAGACCUCUCACCCAAACCCCACAGUCUGGAGAGGUGUGUGGCCACUUGGAGACACCAGUCAGACCUCUCACUCAAACCCCACAGUCUGGAGAGGUGUGUGGCCACUUGGAGACACCAGUCAGACCUCUCACUCAAACCCCACAGUCUGGAGAGGUGUGUGGCCACUUGGAGACACCAGUCAGACCUCUCACUCAAACCCCACAGUCUGGAGAGGUGUGUGGCCACUUGGAGACACCAGUCAGACCUCUCACUCAAACCCCACAGUCUGGAGAGGUGUGUGGCCACUUGGAGACACCAGUCAGACCUCUCACUCAAACCCCACAGUCUGGAGAGGUGUGUGGCCACUUGGAGACACCAGUCAGACCUCUCACCCAAACCCCACAGUCUGGAGAGGUGUGUGGCCACUUGGAGACACCAGUCAGACCUCUCACCCAAACCCCACAGUCUGGAGAGGUGUGUGGCCACUUGGAGACGCCAGUCAGACCUCUCACCCAAACCCCACAGUCUGGAGAGGUGUGUGGCCACUUGGAGACGCCAGUCAGACCUCUCACUCAAACCCCACAGUCUGGAGAGGUGUGUGGCCACUUGGAGACACCAGUCAGACCUCUCACCCAAACCCCACAGUCUGGAGAGGUGUGUGGCCACUUGGAGACACCAGUCAGACCUCUCACCCAAACCCCACAGUCUGGAGAGGUGUGUGGCCACUUGGAGACACCAGUCAGACCUCUCACCCAAACCCCACAGUCUGGAGAGGUGUGUGGCCACUUGGAGACACCAGUCAGACCUCUCACUCAAACCCCACAGUCUGGAGAGGUGUGUGGCCACUUGGAGACACCAGUCAGACCUCUCACUCAAACCCCACAGUCUGGAGAGGUGUGUGGCCACUUGGAGACACCAGUCAGACCUCUCACUCAAACCCCACAGUCUGGAGAGGUGUGUGGCCACUUGGAGACGCCAGUCAGACCUCUCACUCAAAUCCCACAGUCUGGAGAGGUGUGUGGCCACUUGGAGACACCAGUCAGACCUCUCACUCAAACCCCACAGUCUGGAGAGGUGUGUGGCCACUUGGAGACACCAGUCAGACCUCUCACUCAAACCCCACAGUCUGGAGAGGUGUGUGGCCACUUGGAGACGCCAGUCAGACCUCUCACUCAAAUCCCACAGUCUGGAGAGGUGUGUGGCCACUUGGAGACACCAGUCAGACCUCUCACUCAAACCCCACAGUCUGGAGAGGUGUGUGGCCACUUGGAGACACCAGUCAGACCUCUCACCCAAACCCCACAGUCUGGAGAGGUGUGUGGCCACUUGGAGACACCAGUCAGACCUCUCACUCAAACCCCACAGUCUGGAGAGGUGUGUGGCCACGUGGAGACACCAGUCAGACCUCUCACUCAAACCCCACAGUCUGGAGAGGUGUGUGGCCACUUGGAGACACCAGUCAGACCUCUCACUCAAAUCCCACAGUCUGGAGAGGUGUGUGGCCACUUGGAGACGCCAGUCAGACCUCUCACUCAAAUCCCACAGUCUGGAGAGGUGUGUGGCCACUUGGAGACACCAGUCAGACCUCUCACUCAAACCCCACAGUCUGGAGAGGUGUGUGGCCACUUGGAGACGCCAGUCAGACCUCUCACUCAAACCCCACAGUCUGGAGAGGUGUGUGGCCACUUGGAGACACCAGUCAGACCUCUCACUCAAACCCCACAGUCUGGAGAGGUGUGUGGCCACUUGGAGACACCAGUCAGACCUCUCACUCAAACCCCACAGUCUGGAGAGGUGUGUGGCCACGUGGAGACACCAGUCAGACCUCUCACUCAAACCCCACAGUCUGGAGAGGUGUGUGGCCACGUGGAGACACCAGUCAGACCUCUCACUCAAACCCCACAGUCUGGAGAGGUGUGUGGCCACGUGGAGACACCAGUCAGACCUCUCACUCAAACCCCACAGUCUGGAGAGGUGUGUGGCCACUUGGAGACACCAGUCAGACCUCUCACUCAAACCCCACAGUCUGGAGAGGUGUGUGGCCACGUGGAGACACCAGUCAGACCUCUCACCCAAACCCCACAGUCUGGAGAGGUGUGUGGCCACUUGGAGACACCAGUCAGACCUCUCACUCAAACCCCACAGUCUGGAGAGGUGUGUGGCCACUUGGAGACACCAGUCAGACCUCUCACUCAAACCCCACAGUCUGGAGAGGUGUGUGGCCACUUGGAGACGCCAGUCAGACCUCUCACCCAAACCCCACAGUCUGGAGAGGUGUGUGGCCACUUGGAGACGCCAGUCAGACCUCUCACCCAAACCCCACAGUCUGGAGAGGUGUGUGGCCACUUGGAGACACCAGUCAGACCUCUCACCCAAACCCCACAGUCUGGAGAGGUGUGUGGCCACUUGGAGACACCAGUCAGACCUCUCACUCAAACCCCACAGUCUGGAGAGGUGUGUGGCCACGUGGAGACACCAGUCAGACCUCUCACUCAAACCCCACAGUCUGGAGAGGUGUGUGGCCACUUGGAGACGCCAGUCAGACCUCUCACCCAAACCCCACAGUCUGGAGAGGUGUGUGGCCACUUGGAGACACCAGUCAGACCUCUCACCCAAACCCCACAGUCUGGAGAGGUGUGUGGCCACUUGGAGACACCAGUCAGACCUCUCACUCAAACCCCACAGUCUGGAGAGGUGUGUGGCCACUUGGAGACACCAGUCAGACCUCUCACUCAAACCCCACAGUCUGGAGAGGUGUGUGGCCACGUGGAGACACCAGUCAGACCUCUCACUCAAACCCCACAGUCUGGAGAGGUGUGUGGCCACUUGGAGACGCCAGUCAGACCUCUCACCCAAACCCCACAGUCUGGAGAGGUGUGUGGCCACUUGGAGACACCAGUCAGACCUCUCACUCAAACCCCACAGUCUGGAGAGGUGUGUGGCCACUUGGAGACACCAGUCAGACCUCUCACUCAAACCCCACAGUCUGGAGAGGUGUGUGGCCACUUGGAGACACCAGUCAGACCUCUCACUCAAACCCCACAGUCUGGAGAGGUGUGUGGCCACUUGGAGACGCCAGUCAGACCUCUCACCCAAACCCCACAGUCUGGAGAGGUGUGUGGCCACUUGGAGACACCAGUCAGACCUCUCACUCAAACCCCACAGUCUGGAGAGGUGUGUGGCCACUUGGAGACGCCAGUCAGACCUCUCACCCAAACCCCACAGUCUGGAGAGGUGUGUGGCCACUUGGAGACACCAGUCAGACCUCUCACUCAAACCCCACAGUCUGGAGAGGUGUGUGGCCACGUGGAGACACCAGUCAGACCUCUCAUUCAACCCCCACAGUCUGGAGAGGUGUGUGGCCACUUGGAGACACCAGUCAGACCUCUCACUCAAACCCCACAGUCUGGAGAGGUGUGUGGCCACGUGGAGACACCAGUCAGACCUCUCAUUCAACCCUUUAAACCCACAUUUUCCAGCAAUAAUCUUAACAUGUUACUGAAUAUAUCCAGAGUAUUUCAGAUUUCGUCAAUCAACAAAUAAUAUGAAAAGUA
Molecule: messenger RNA, 6435 nt
Organism: Oncorhynchus keta (chum salmon)
Lineage: Eukaryota; Metazoa; Chordata; Actinopteri; Salmoniformes; Salmonidae
Exons: 12
Coding region: 879-6383 (1834 amino acids)
Source: RefSeq, a predicted model, not a curated record